Messenger RNA from Arachis stenosperma, 741 nucleotides. RefSeq lists its product as uncharacterized. Lineage: Eukaryota; Viridiplantae; Streptophyta; Magnoliopsida; Fabales; Fabaceae. Bases 1 to 741 code for a protein of 246 amino acids. The transcript is spliced from 4 exons. The record is from RefSeq and is a predicted model, not a curated record.
AUGGCAGAGUGCAUGUGGUUUUAUAUGCGACAAAAAGUGCCUUUAAAACUUAAAGGUCAAUUCUAUUACACUAGUAUAAGACUGGCUAUGCUUUAUGGUACGCCAGAGAUCAAGCGACUCUUAGACCCUUUACAUCUCAAACAUGUACACCGUCCUGAUAUUGUUUGUCGAAUGUUCAAAAUGAAUCUUGAUAUGCUAAUUAAAGAUUUGAAAAAGGAAAGGUUCUUUGGUAAAGUUGUUGCUGAUGUUCACACAAUUGACUUUCAGAAACGAAGUCUACCACAUGCUCAUAUAUUGAUAUUCUGGGAUUCUUUAAGCAAUUUUCCAGAUCCAAAAGAUAUAGAUAAAGUAAUUUGUGCUGAGAUUCCUAAUCAAUUUGAGCAUCCAGAGUUGUACAAGGCUGUAAAAAAAUUUAUGCUUCAUGGUCCAUGCAGUUCGGCAAAUAUAUUUUCACCAUGUAUGAAAGAAGGUCGUUGUUCAAAGUUCUAUCCCAAGUCUUUUGCUGAUUUAACAACUAUUAAUGUUGAAAGAGAACCUGCUGUACAGAGAUUGAGCUUUCAUUUUCCUGGUCGGAAUCCAAUUCUAUAUGAAGAUGGUGAAGAUAUUGAUGAUAUUCUGUCAAAACCCGGGAUUGAUCAAUUAGUGUUUACUGCAUGGAUGGAUGCUAAUAAUAGUUACUCUGAGGCUAAAAAGUUGGCAUAUUCUGAGUUUCCAAGAUUCUUUGUUUAUAAUAAAAAAUAA